Messenger RNA from Trichomonas vaginalis G3, 558 nucleotides. RefSeq names its product organellar and viral DNA polymerase type B. NCBI's taxonomy places the organism in Eukaryota, Parabasalia, Trichomonadida, Trichomonadidae. The transcript has a single exon. The record is from RefSeq and is a predicted model, not a curated record. Bases 1 to 558 code for a protein of 185 amino acids.
AUGGAUAAAGACUGUGAUAUGGUUUAUAAAAACAUUUCUGAUAUUUAUAAAUCUGAGGAGUUUAAGACUUACGAUAACUUUGUUUCAUUAGCUGCUAUGUGUGUAUGGGAGAUUAGAGAUAAAGACAGAAGAGGUAAAGUAUGGCAUGAACAGAUAAAACCAACUGCUUCAGAUUUAAAGAAAGCCAUUGAUGCUUUAGUUAUUUUAGCAGGUAAGGUUUCAGAAUAUAACGCCAAAAUGAAUCCUCAGUGUUCGAAAUGUAAAGCAGCAAUAAGGAAAUAUAAUUAUUCAGUAAAAGAGAUAGAAAGAAUGAGAAACGAUUACGAAGAUUUAAAGAAAGAAGCAGAGAAACCAGCAGAAAAUAAAAUGAACAUGUUAGAAUUUCUGAAUAAAAACCAUCCCACAGCUGAUGAUUUCCUUUUAUCUGAUGUCAAGAAGAAGUAUAAAGAAACUUUCGGUAUCGUUAAAACUUUUGAUAUAUUAACUGAAGAAAUAGAAGCUACAAAAAUAUUUAAAAUUUCACGAAUUCAUAACGUAUAUCAUGUGAAACGUUUAUAA